Bipolaris maydis ATCC 48331 is the source of this 678-nucleotide messenger RNA. Lineage: Eukaryota; Fungi; Ascomycota; Dothideomycetes; Pleosporales; Pleosporaceae. The record is from RefSeq and is a predicted model, not a curated record.
AUGACAGUCGCGUUCCACCACCAGCAGCUGGACCAGUCAAGGCGCGAGAUCAGGCUUCUAGAGCUACUCCCGAAAAGUCAAUGGCCGAACGAUUCCCAGCCCGCAUGUCGACUAUUUCACGCUAGUCUUACCCAGCAUCUGCCAUACCAGGCCUUAUCAUAUGUUUGGGGAGAUACGAACAAUCCUAUGCAUAUACUAGUAAACGGAUGUACUUUCGAAGUGACCAGGAACCUAUUCGAAGCACUGAAUGGAAUAGUCAAAUCAGAGGGUUUCAUUAUUUGGGUUGAUGCGAUAUGUAUCAAUCAGGCGGAUGAUGAAGAGAAAGGAUGGCAAGUCGCGUUGAUGGGCGACAUCUAUCGACAGACAUCUGAAGUGAUAGCGUGGCUUGGUCCGUCAGCGCACAACAGUGAUGCUGUUCUGGAACAUCUCGAUAUACUGGGUUCGAUUUCGGAAUCACUGGGCCUUCCCACAGACACUUCGCCCUGCUUGACCGCGUGGAAAGUAAUGUUGGGAAUCGCACCGGAUGAGGGUGAUCUUACUGAGUCCAUUUCCAGUCCUGUCGAGCUCUCGAUGUCCUCGCACGCAUUCAGAAUUCUCUUGCAUGUUAUGGGUGGCUUUGAGUCCCAUCGUUAUUUGCUGCGAUUGUCUGAUCUCGAUCAUCUCUUCAAACGACAAUGG